Aspergillus clavatus NRRL 1 is the source of this 270-nucleotide messenger RNA. RefSeq names its product DPY30/SDC1 family protein. The record is from RefSeq and is a predicted model, not a curated record. NCBI's taxonomy places the organism in Eukaryota, Fungi, Ascomycota, Eurotiomycetes, Eurotiales, Aspergillaceae. Bases 1 to 270 code for a protein of 89 amino acids. The transcript is spliced from 2 exons.
AUGGGCAACGGUGCAACUCCCACCAGCAACACAGGCGCAGCGAACACGCCGCGAGCAGAGUCCAACACCCCGGCGGCGCAGACACGGCCCGGCGGCGCCCCCGCGCGAGUCUACAUGAACGAGAAAAUCGUCCCGUACCUGCUGGAGGGCAUGAAGUCCAUCGUGAAGGAACAGCCGUCGGACCCCCUCCGUGCCCUUGGGGAGUUCCUGAUCCAGAAAAGCAACGAGGUGGAAGGCGGAGCGGCUGGGCCGAAUAAGUCUCCUGAAUAG